This is a messenger RNA of Trypanosoma grayi, 4338 nucleotides long. RefSeq lists its product as hypothetical. The coding region runs from base 1 to 4338 and encodes 1445 amino acids. The record is from RefSeq and is a predicted model, not a curated record. The transcript has a single exon. NCBI's taxonomy places the organism in Eukaryota, Euglenozoa, Kinetoplastea, Trypanosomatida, Trypanosomatidae.
AUGCCCGUCCCGCCCGUGUCCUUCACAAGGUCGAAGUGGCUCGCCUUCUUCGCCGAGCUCACGGCGAAGAUCACGCACCACAACGUGUUGGUCGUACUCGAAGGAUGCGAGGUACUGAAGCGCAUUCUCGUGUCGCGGGUGUCCGUUGCCGCCUUUUUAGAGGAGGGCGAUUUGCUGAUGCAUCUCGUCGAUACCAUCGCGGGCGACAUGCUCACCAAUGAGCGCCGCGACAACGGGCCCCCACUCGCCAUGGCGGAGAAACUUCUCUUCACACAACUGGAGACGCUGUCACUCGUGAUUGACAUGAUGAUGGCGCUGCACGCAGACAAGGACCCGUAUUACUGUCUGCUGGUACUAGCACGCGCCGGUGCGAUGCUGAUGACCCUUGUCGGCUUGCUGCAGCGGCAGCACCCACGUUUCUUCGGCAUCAUCGCGACAAUAGUGCAGGUCUUGCUUGGCCUGCCACUCGGGCGGGAUGUGCGUGGACUGCACGUUGACAAGAGCCGCUCCGUCGCGCUCGCAUGCCACAUACAGAAGUUAGAGACCGCUGUGGCUCAACAGGGCCCCAUCCUGCAGGAGACAGUGGAGGUGCUACAGGCGCUAAGUCUCUCUACUGAUGGUGCCAUGCAGUACUGUAGCCAAUUCUUGCUGAAUCUGGCAACGCGGCGACUGAAGCGGAUACGGAAGACACAUAUGCAUGACGCCUCCACCACCGACGGGGACUGGUCCGUGAAGAAUGUCGGUUUAAAUCAAAGUGAACACCCCCUCGCUGAGACAACCAUGGAGGAGCCCAUCCAAAGUCAAAAUUCGGCGCGUGUCGCCCCGAGCAACGAUACGAGAAUGUCAAUUGAUACGACUGAAGGGAGUGAAGUGGAGAAUUCUGGGGACUGUAGUGAUAUUAACAUACCCGAGAAAGAGUACGAGGAUUGCUUCGAACGCUUGACAACAUGUCGCUCGCACGAUGAGUUUUUCGUCAUGAUGAAUCGUCUGUGGUGCCUGACUGUUGCAGCUGGAGAUGAAGUGCAGCGCCGAUUUACAAGCCUAAACUUUGACCGUGCGUUUAGACGCUUUCUACUUACUAUGCCAUCAAACCAACAGGAUCAAAUGGUGUUUACUUCAGUGUUGUUGUGGCUAUCGCAUAUGAUGUCUGGCUACUACCUCCGGAGUGACACGCGUGACAGUAUCUUGUCUGUGGCUGGCUCGGCGCUCAUACAGAUUGUCCCGAAGUGCCAGCGUAGUCGCGAGUUACUGGCGCAACGAGAGGAGCCUGGCCUCUCCUCCAUCCAGACCUCUACGAACGUCGCCAACUCUGCGUCAGUGUCCCGUGCGGAGUCCUUCAUGUCUCCAGAGUGUGUCGCUGGAGAAAGGAGUAGUGGACUUGUUGAGCGACCAUCCAUCUCGUUCGUAGUCCUUUCAUUUCUCCUCAUCGCUGAACGUGCAUGUGGACCGCAGCAGAUGGAGCAGUGGAUCCGCGAGGGCGGUCUCUUCGCCAUGUUAGAGGCUCUCAUCCGUAACGUCGAGUACACCAAGUCGGCGCUCAUUGACACACCCACUACAAUGGAUGGGGCGCUGUCAGAUGAGGUGUACCUCGCCUGCGCCAUGACAUCCACACGGACGGAGCACGUCACCCUCGCCGCUCUUGCCUGUAAACUGCUCACAUCAGUGGUUUGGAAUCAUUACGCCGCACUUAACAAGCUUCUGGCACCAGAGACUUCUGUGAUGCUGCAGAUGGUAAUUCCGCUUCUGCUGAAGAUCAGCAUCCACAACCCAACACUAACGUCUUCCAUAGAGAAUGUUUCAGGUUCAGCCCUUCAUCACUCGCCUAGUUGCCAGCGAUCGUCCCGCUACACCUCGCUGGGGGAAUGCAGCCUGGUGGCGCUGGACGCCUGCUUCUGGCUCAUGGAGAUUGCGCAGUUGGACGUAGUACAUUUGCAAAGUGUCAUCCCCAGCCUGCCGGCACUCUCACGGGCAACAAGAAACAGUAUACACCCACCGCUUCGUGCGUCUGCCUAUCGUUGUCUCGCACGGCUCUGCGGCACGCCCGCGGAACUUGUGACGGUUAUUCGGGAGAUGCCUUCGGUAGUAAAUGCCGCCGUCACGAGUGUGCUGGAGUACAGUCCAACAGCACCGCAAUGGGAAGCAGCAGCGGCAGCAGAGUGGUUGGCGCACGUCAUACGCAUUGCUGCAAAUGACGUGAAGGUGGAGCGGAGUUUCAAUUUUACUCGGACAGCACUUCCCAUUAAGCUCCUAGAGUUGGCAUCUUCGAAUGGUAUCACGUACGCUACCGCGGCACUUCUUUCCUUGACAGCUUCCCUUUUUGAGCAACAGAAACACUUCGCCGACUAUCACCAUGAGACUUCUAAUAGUGUUAUUUUGCCAUACGGCAAGCGAUCACUGGAGUGCUGGUUCCGGCUGAUUCGUGUCACAACGCAAGCAAACGAGAAGCUGGCGCAGGUGUGUGACAAAGCCAUCCCCACCGCAACAACCACGAAGGAUGCCCUCUCACGUUCCCUGAGCAGUAUAGAGGGCAUCUCGGUGCAGUCUUCUUUUGCCUGUUCCCUGGCACGUGGGCUUCUAUUUCUCCUCAUCUCGCACCCGGAACACAGGGAUCAUUUUUCGAAUGAUAUCAUGUACGGUUUGUUCGCAAGCGCCUUUGCCCUCCCAUCACUUGAUGCCAUUUUUGACGUGUUGGCGGUGCGCUUCGGUGUUAGAGUGGAGCAGCACGCUGCCCUGGAGCGCUCCUACGAGAGCAUGCUGCAGUGGAUGAUGCAGCUAUGCUCAGUGUGGUUCGGUGCUGUCGGUAACACGGCAAAGGGCUUCCCCGCGCUGCCGCCGCUCGUGUUUGGUCAUCUCUGUAGUAUUAUGCGGAACAACCGCAUUUCGCAGCGCACACGCUCACACGUUUGUGCUCUCAUCUCCAACCUCGUACUUGUGCCGUCGGAUGAGCUGAGCGAGGCACUGGCAGAAUCUAGCGGUGACCUCUUUGCCGCGUCGCUGACCCUCACCUCUGUUAGUUGCGUCAGCGGCAUGCAGUGCCGUCUUGUCGCUCACUUUGCUGCUGCCAACGAAAAGGCGCACGAGGUUGGCUGGUUCGCUGCAAGGGUGCUGGAGCUCGGUGAGCACGUGCAGGAACUCAAGGGGGGUGGCGGAACCCUCGGCACACAGGAUAUGGAGUCGCUGUUGGUGUCACUCUCGUUCGUGUGCAGUGUGCUCACCUUCCCUGACUGCCGCGCUGUGCCGCGUGAGGUGCUGCAUCCACUGAGCGCAUCCCUCCGCAGUGUGCUCGGGUAUGAGACAACGCGGCGCAUGGCCUUCCGGGCGGCGGCAGCACUCGCUUCGAGCAGCGAAGGCCGGCGCUGCCUCCUGCAUGAGGUCAGCACGGCCGGGGAGCCUCUAACACGAACGUGUUUUGGCCGCAUUUUAGGCCUCACGCUCGGUGUCGCACAGGGCAGUGAGAACCAGCAGCUGCAGAGGGAGAACAACAACGCGAUGAAGCGCACACCCAUCGGCGAGCGGGAGGCAAGCAAGGCGGUGGUGACGACGCUUGGAUUCGACAUAUGCGCUACGGCGUGCGGGAAAGGUGGGGAGGCCUUUACACACGGCGUGAUGAAGCUUAGGGGUGUCGAGCACAUGGAGUCGCUCUUCCUCAGGUUCGAGCGCCAACGCACGCCGGUCCCUCUGGGCCUUUUCCGCCUCCUCGCGGCGCUUUCCUUCCAGGCGGAGGCGCAACUCGCCAUCAUACGCCAGGUGGAGCUCAUGACUAUGGUCAUUGAGGCUGCAGCCAAUGCCAGCAGCGCUGGUACGCUGGCCCUCCUGACACUCCGCAAUCUCUGCUUCAACUCCACAUUGAAGACACAGUUGUGCCAAGACAACCGCAUUCUGCUCACAUUCAAGGCAGCCUUGAUGGCACAGCCCACGCUGCAGCCGCUGCUACACGACAGCAAUAGCCCAGAGUCGAAGGAGAGCAUGAAGGCCAUGUUAUCGCUGCAGGGAGAAGUGGAGGUAAAGAAGGCCUCCCUGCAGAGUUUUGCUGAGCAGGCAGCAUCGCGGUACUACAAGAAGACGGAAGGUGGAAACUCGACAUGCUCAUUCGACAGCGCGGAAAUAUUUCGCCGUCAGGAAUUGGCGGUUACGGCCUUCUGGUCGCUCAUGUACGACAACCAACGGGGUAAGUCAUACGUGCGCGGUGUGCUUAGCCAGGCACCUGCCGUAAACAUGAGUAAACUUACGAUGCCGUACAUUCAAGUCGCGGUAAGCACCCCGGAACUGCAAAAGUACCCGGAGAAAAUGUCAGAGGCCAUUGACAACAUAAAAUUGUUGGGGAAAGGGGCUCUUUGA